AUGGAAUAUUUCGGCUGGACAAGUUUGGCGGCUCUCAGUUCAGCAGUGAUUUACGCCAACUUGCCAACGCGUCUCACAAUCGGAGCAGUUGUGCCAACAUUCGCGCAUCUCGCAAAAGCUCAACUCGUCCCAAUUUCCGGUGAACCAAAUGACCCGGAAGUUAUAGAUGAAUCGAAAUCAUUGGAAGCUUCGAAGCUUUUCGAUAAAGGCGCGCAUUUGGUGAUGGCAGUUCGACGUCCCGGUUGCCUUUUGUGUCGCCGCGAAGCCGCCGAAAUCAACAACCUCGCUCCCGCUCUCAAAGCCGCAAAUAUCAAUCUAAUCGCCGUUGUCCAUGAAACCCUGGGUGCCAACAAAUUCAAAAACUAUUUCACAAAUGGCCAGCUUUUCCUCGACACUCAACGCACAUUUUACGGCCCAAACGAGCGAUGGCUUCCGAUUUGGAUGGGAUUUUUAAGAAUCGGCACUUAUAUCAAUGUUCGGAAGGCCAAGGAGGCAAAUGUGAAUGGAAAUUUGAAGGGGGAAGGUCGACUUUUGGGUGGUGUAUUUUUGGUGGCCGAUGGCGAAUUGAAAUAUGCACAUUUGGAGAAGGAAUGGGGAGAUGCGGCUGAUAUUGAGGAAGUUAAAGCUGCCAUUGAGAAAUAUGCGAAAUCUCGUUAA
Molecule: messenger RNA, 657 nt
Organism: Caenorhabditis angaria
Lineage: Eukaryota; Metazoa; Nematoda; Chromadorea; Rhabditida; Rhabditidae
Source: the annotation of a GenBank genome assembly